This is a messenger RNA of Rhipicephalus microplus (southern cattle tick), 1701 nucleotides long. RefSeq names its product arylsulfatase J. Lineage: Eukaryota; Metazoa; Arthropoda; Arachnida; Ixodida; Ixodidae. The record is from RefSeq and is a predicted model, not a curated record. Gene Ontology annotation, molecular function: sulfuric ester hydrolase activity.
AUGAUGCUUAACAGGUGCAUCGCGCUGCUGCUACUCCUGCUGUCGGGGGCUCCGCUCGUUCUGGGACAGCCAAGGCCGCACAUCGUGGUCAUCAUGGCAGAAAGCUUGGGUUGGGCUGACGUCGGCUUCCACGGUUCGCGCCAGAUGCGAACACCAAACCUCGAUGCCCUGGCGGCGGACGGUGUCAUCCUGAACAAGUACUACACCUUGCCCUCUGGUACUGCUUCAAGGAUCGGCCUCCUCACCGGGGUGUAUCCCUUCCGUGCAGGCAUAACGAAAACGAUACAUCCUUCUCAACCAACGGCGCUACCCACACUGUUCUCCACUCUCCCAAUGUUCCUGAAGAAACUGGGUUACGCCACGCACUUCGUCGGAGUCUGGAGCCUGGGCUUCUUCAAGGACGAGUUCACGCCUGAAAAUCGCGGCUUCGACACGGCCUUCGCAAAGUGGAGCGGACCGGGCGACUACUGGACGCACGUGUCAUCAGACCGGUGGUACAAAAGUUUUCACGGCUACGACCUGCGCCUGAAUCGGGAGGUGCUCUGGAACAAGACGGGCAAGUACGCGACCCGGGUCUUCACAGAGAGGGCGACGGAAAUUAUUGCUCAACACGACAAGACGAAGCCCCUGUUCAUGCUCAUCGCCCACCAAGGCGUCCAGGCGGCCAACGGAGGCGGCUCUGUUCAGUGUCCUCCGGAACACCUCGAAUCCUUUGCAAGCAUCGCACACCGAAAAAGAGUCCUGCUGGCCGGGGCCCUGGCCGAAGUGGACACCUCCGUGGGCCAGGUGUUCGCGGCGCUCCAGAAUCGGACCAUGCUCAACGACACGGUGCUCGUCUUCGUGUCGUCCAGUGGAGGCCUUCCGGACGGGGACGACGACGGCAGCAACUGGUCCUUCAACUGGCCCCUGCGCGGAAGCCGGGGCACGUACUUCGAAGGCGGCGUCCGGGUGCCCGCAUUCGUCUGGAGCCCGCUGAUGGCGGACAGGUCUCCGCGAGUGUCCACCCAGCUGAUGCACGUCACCGACUGGGUGCCCACAAUCGUUCACCUUGCCGGCGGAGAUGCUAAGAUCUUAGGAGAGGUGGCCGACUUCGACUCGUACAACCAAUGGCCGACAAUCAGCAAGAACCUCGCCUCGCCUAGGAAGUCCAUCGUGCACAGGUUUGAUCUGGCGGGUCAAAAUUUCGUGAUCCUCCUCGGCCGCUACAAGGGCUUCGUCGCCAAGCACAGCAGCAUUAGCUUGGAGAAGAAGUCUAAUUGGUUCCCACCUGUGGGACUCGAGCUGAAGCCGUCGACUGAUUUCGAGAAACUUGUCUCGUCCUGCCAGGCGUACAAGGCCCUUCAGCGUUUCCAUGGCAACGGCUUCAAAUUGACAGACCCCACACGACGAGGCUCGUUGCUGAACUGCACACACAUCGCGAAACCUAUUGACUGUCACGUGGGACGAGGGCCGUGCAUUUUUGACUUGGCCAAGGACCCUUGCGAGAAGGACAACAUCGUCGACAAGCAUCCCACUAUCUUGAUGAAGAUGAAGCAGACGAUAAUAUACGGUGACAGCUACGUUCCCUGGGAGAACGAGAAGUUGGGAGACUCCGAUGCAGACCCAGGACUGUUCGGCGGAGUGUGGGUACCAUGGCGGAGUGCGCCGCACAAUCGAUACAACCAGAACAAGAAUUCCCGGGAAUGUCACUUCGACUGCUAA